AUGGCAAUAAAGAAGAGCAGAAGGAACAGAUUGCCAAACCUUCCGGAAGAGAUCAUCGUCCAAAUACUUUUGCGAGUCCCCUCCAAGUCCCUCGUCCGAUUCAGAUGCGUCUGCAAGUCAUGGCUCGCUCUAUUCGCCGAGCCUGGCUUUACCAAAAUGCGCGGCCAUUGUGGCCUGAUUGUAUCAACUUCCCAGCGGGGGCGACAAUCAGACUCAGUUAGAUUGGAUUUCGAAGAUUUAGAUAAUUGUAUUGUUAAUCUCCAUUUUUCACAGAUCCCAAGUCGGUACCAAACACUGACGGUGUUCGGCUCUUGUAAUGGCUUGUUAUUGUGCAAAUUCUCUUACUGUUCUGAAGACUUGUACUUAUGCAACCCUACCACUAGACACUGCAAAAAACUGCCACCAAGUGGUCGUUGGGUUGGUAACUUUGGCUUCUAUGGGUUUGGUUAUGAUUCCUCCAUCGAUGACUACAUGGCUGUGAAAGCACAUUGCAGCUAUUCGAAAAUUACUAAAACUACUGUAUAUAGAAUUAAACUGUAUUCACGAAGAACCAAUUCUUGGAAAAGGGCACGAGAUUUCCCUUACGCGGGAAAAAUUCUACAAGACAAGGGGGAAUUUGUUAACGGUUCUUUGCAUUGGUUAGGACUUCCGCUUGGUCAAGGUUCAAAAUUGUUCACGAUUACUUGUUUUGAUUUAGAGAAGAAGAAAUUUGGAGAAAUGUCAGUACCCGAUUGCGGAAAUAUUGAGAUUCGAAUGUUAAUUGUGGGGGUUUUAAAAGGGUGUCUUUGUGUAGUUUGUAGUGACCUGGAAAGAUUGGACAAUAUUUGGAGUAUAUGGAUGAUGAAAGAGUAUGGCGUGAAGGAGUCUUGGACCAAGUUAAUAACCAUACCACCUUCUUUAACAGAGCGGGAUCCACCUUGGCCUUUAUACAUCACAAAGAGUGGUGAACUUAUCAUGCAAGUGUGGAAUCGAGGGAUUGUCGAGUACAAUUUCGAAGACAAGACAUUUAAGGAUCUUUUGGUUGCAAAAUCUUUCAUUGAAUCAGCUACUUUUGACUGGAAUGCUAAAGACUCAUUCUUAUGGAACCCUACCACUAGACAAUGCAAAGAGCUGCCGCAAACCGGUCCUUCAGAGUUUACCUACAACUUCUAUGGGUUUGGUUAUGAUUCCUCCAAGGAUGACUACAAGGUGGUGAUAGGUCUUUAUGAAAAUAUUUAUGAAAAAGAAUUUGAAAUCCAAGUCUAUUCACGAAGAACCAAUUCUUGGAAAAAGAUUCAAGUACACCCUCGGACAUUAUUCUUCAUGGUAUCAGCGGUGGUGGAUCAGCGGCUGAGGGACGAUGGCGGCGGCGGAUCAGCGGCUGAGGAAGAGGGAUGA
This is a messenger RNA of Cornus florida, 1377 nucleotides long. Its product is annotated as F-box/kelch-repeat protein At3g23880-like. Gene Ontology annotation, molecular function: protein binding. The transcript has 3 exons. The record is from RefSeq and is a predicted model, not a curated record. The coding region runs from base 1 to 1377 and encodes 458 amino acids. Lineage: Eukaryota; Viridiplantae; Streptophyta; Magnoliopsida; Cornales; Cornaceae.